AUGGCAUCAGUACCUUCCAUUGGAUGUCUUCUGGCCAAAAAUCAGUAUUACCGAAAGUCCAGUAUUUCUUCAGUUAGUUCCUUAACUAGCUCUGAUUCUGUUAAUUUAAUAGAUGACGACAGGCCUCUUCAAGGAUUACCCGAAAUGGCAGAAUCCACCUGGUGGUUUAAAUCUUUUUUCCAUUCUGAAUCUGGGCUUUCAAACGUGAGAAACAAAGAUUUAUCUUCUAGUGGGUGA
This is a messenger RNA of Marmota flaviventris (yellow-bellied marmot), 237 nucleotides long. RefSeq names its product pancreatic progenitor cell differentiation and proliferation factor like (gene Ppdpfl). Gene Ontology annotation, biological process: cell differentiation; multicellular organism development. The record is from RefSeq and is a predicted model, not a curated record. Lineage: Eukaryota; Metazoa; Chordata; Mammalia; Rodentia; Sciuridae.